UUUACUAGGCAUCGAUGUACCGCAAAUUCGUGGCAUUUAAUGCAUAGACAGCUGCUUACUGAUGGUUAUUCAAAUAGGUGUUGCUUGAUCAAAUUUAUAUUAUAAGAUCAUAUCAUGUUGGUCUUCUGUGAUAUUUUGGAUUUCAAAGUACUUAUAUUUGCUUGUUUAAUGACGUUUUUGCCAAACAAUUUAGCAAAUAAUGCAAACGAAGGCGCGGUAUCCCUCACUCAACAAAAUAUCGAUAUGACGCUUGCAACAAAUGAAUUGGUAUUAAUAAAUUUUUAUGCACAAUGGUGUCGUUUUAGUAAUUCGUUAGCCCCUAUUUUUGAAGAAGCUGCAAAUAAAAUAAGAAAUGCAUUUCCUGAACCAGGAAGAGUUGUAAUGGCAAAAGUAGAUUGUGAAAGAGAAUCUGGCAUUGCAUCAAGAUUUCACAUUACUAAAUACCCAACCUUAAAAGUAAUAAGGAAUGGUCAACCAACCAAACGAGAAUACAGAGGUCAACGAUCAGUAGAAGCCUUCGAAGAAUUUAUAAGGAAACAAUUAGAGGAUCCUAUUAAGGAAUUUUACGAUUUAAAGGAAUUAACCAACUUAGAUGAUAAAAAGAGAAUGAUCAUUGGAUAUUUUGAUAGAAAGGAUGUUCCUGAAUAUGGGAUGUUUAGAAGGGUUGCCACUAAUCUAAAGGAUGAUUGUCAAUUUCAUGUUGGAUUUGGCACAUGCUCAGCUCAGAAUUGUGAAAUUGGGGAACAUUUUCACUUUUUGAAUGCAAGCAAAGCUAUGCACCCCCCAGGAGAACCUAUAAUUGUCUUCCGAUCUGAUAAGGCACUUUCUAAUGAUGAGGAUGAAACAUACCAUGGAAGUUUGAAUAACUUUGAUGAAUUAAAUGUUUGGGCACAAGAGAAGUGUGUUCCUUUGGUGAGGGAAAUCACAUUUGAAAAUGCUGAGGAAUUAACAGAGGAAGCUUUACCCUUCCUCAUAUUGUUUCAUGCCCCUGAUGAUGUUGAGAGUGUUAAAAUGUAUAAAGAUGUAGUAAUGAGAACAUUAAUUGAUGAAAAACAAAAUGUAAAUUUCUUAACUGCAAAUGGGGUGAAAUUUGCUCAUCCUCUCCAUCAUCUAGGAAAGACUCCAGCAGAUUUGCCUCUAAUUGCCAUAGAUAGUUUUAGACAUAUGUACCUGUUUCCAAACUUCCAUGAUAUUCAUAUAGAAGGAAAAUUAAAAGGUUUUCUACAAGAUUUAUAUUCAGGAAAGUUACACAGAGAGUUUCAUUAUGGGCCAGAUCCUAGUAGUAAUGAAGUACCACAAGUUGUUGGACAAAUUAAGGUGCCUACAACCCCACCAGAAUCUACAUUUAAGAAACUAGCACCUAGUAAAAACAGGUACACAUUACUCAAGGAUGAACUGUAAUGAUAGGUUUAAUAUCACUCAGGAUGUUAAGAUUUGUAUAAUUUCGGUUAUCCAAUUUGUUAGUUAUUCACAGUUAUUUACAGUAAUGGAAUCCAAAUUUGAUGUAUUAUUAAAUUGAAAACUUAAUCGAUGUUAUAGUAGUGAUAAUAUUUUUUUUUUAAAUCAUUUUCACAGUAUUGUCAUAAAAUUAGAUGCUUAUUUGGUUUAUUUUAAAUGGGGAAAAGAAUUUUCGCGGUCAAUAUCAUAUUAAGAAUUUCAAAGAAAGAAUAUAAUUCUACCAAAUGUUAUAUACAGUACAUUAAAACCCUAAUCUGUAAAAAAAUUAUCCACGAUAUAUAUAAUUGGAACCUUCGUACGGGUUUCAUUGCAGGAAAUAUACAUAGUAGAUUUUAUUCUAUUUUUACAUAACAUGUGCUUUUUGUAUCAUGAUUCUUUUAUUAUUAAAUAUAAAGAAAAAACGGUAAUAAUUCUUAAUCGAACUACAAAUCAACGCCAAAGAUCUAAGUAUCUCCCAGUGUCAAUAUUCGUGUAAUAGAUGUUAUAUUUCAAUUUGUAACGCGAUUUAUAGAAUAUCGUUAAGAAGCAAAAAAAGAAUCAUCUGAUUACAAUUAAUGUAGCUUUCGUUAUAAUCAAACCUAUUAUGUUUCUGCAUUAUUGAAAGUGUUAUUGACUCCAUGGCUGCUAUAACGGUCUUUAUUCCGUAUCAUUUCAUACUUUUCAGUUACAAGAUUGAUCUCCAGAUUAAUUCUCAAUAAACGAUACGAAAGUAAUGAAUCAUUACAUUUCAAACGCGAUUAUCUUUUGAUACGUUUUCAUCACUUAUCACAAAGUAUUUUCUAGCACAACGUAAAAACGCAAUAAAAUAGUAGCGUGUAUGUCGCAAACGCCGAGUGAAACGCACGGGAACAUUCGAUCGCAUUCGAUUUUCGAUAAUGCCGCGAUUUUGAUAUAGAGCGUGAGUGAGUGCAAAUUUGAAACCCAUCAUUUCAUUUGGAAAAAAGAGUCGCUUUUUGCGUAAAGUAUUUUAGGAUCGACACAUCGACGAUUUUCAACAUUUGAAGUACUUGGAUAUGAAUAAAAAUAAUAAUAUUUCAUACGAUAUAGUACUAAGAUAUUAUUAAGAAGCUAAUUUGUAUGGAUGAUGGUAUUAACUUUUCUGUUAAUAAACACUUUCUAAGUCAGA
This is a messenger RNA of Bombus pyrosoma, 2584 nucleotides long. It is a transcript of the gene ERp44, whose product is annotated as endoplasmic reticulum resident protein 44. The record is from RefSeq and is a predicted model, not a curated record. The transcript has 7 exons. Bases 115 to 1401 code for a protein of 428 amino acids. NCBI's taxonomy places the organism in Eukaryota, Metazoa, Arthropoda, Insecta, Hymenoptera, Apidae.